AAAAGCUGUGGAGAUUGCCAUCGUCGAGGACAUUGGGGAGCCGAGGGCUGAAUAGGACCAAGAAGAGCAGCAAGUGAUUGACGCUGUGGAGCUGUAGUCAUCGUUGUGUGCGACUGGUGGAACUUUCAUGACGAGGCCACGACCAGCACGCGGCACAUACAAUGUCGCUCAACCGUGCACAAAGGACAUACCACUCGUAACAUACGAGAUAGUGGACCUACCGGAUGAUGACAAGAGGUUUAAAGUUACUUGGAUUGAUACCGGCAAUGUCGUCCACCUAAAGGCCCAAAAGUCAAAGUAUCAUGGGAAAGGUCUUUUUUGCGACCAAGAGCUUAUUCCAGCGGGUGCUUGUAUCGAUCACUAUCAUGGAGAAACAAUGUCCCACUUGCUGGCGAAUAAUAGACACACAUCCAAUGACGACUCCUUCUGGCUGAAGGAUAGCAAUGUCAUAGUUCCGCAUUCGUACAUUCCGGGGAGAUACAUUAAUGACAGCGUCAUACUAUCCUCAGAUGACCAAGCGCCCAUUAUCCGGAACGAGCCUUGCAAUGUGGAAUUCAAAGAAAAAAAUGGAAUAGUAGUGGUAACAGCGUUGAGAGACAUCCUCCAAGAUGAAGAGCUCUUGGUUUCGUACGGCGAUUGGUAUUGGCGAGGCCAUCUAUUCGAGCGGAACGGCUUCGAAGAUGCCCCGAACCGAUUUCAAGUUUUGGAAAAGGCAGACGAGGCUGUGAAACGACGAUGGCUUAACACUCUUGGAUGGCAAGACAUUCCUGAGGAGUUCAGAAUGGUGAAAGUGGAGCGAUUCCAGAAGCAGUCCAGACACAGCGUCUUUGAUUACUAUGUACUGAGAAAGGGAUUUCACGGGAUUUUCCGCUCUGCCAAGAUGUUGGCACUUCAUCUUCGGUGCGAACAAAAUAGCGAGCCAUGUACAUGCGAAACAUGCAAGCGGAAUAAGCGCAAAAAGAUGCAAACGAACGAAAAGGAGGAUGACUCUGCAUCUCGCAGCAGACGGAGGACAAAUGGGACAUCUGAAGCGCGACAAAGCCCGUCAAACGGUAGUACCCACAGUCGGGAUGAACUUGUGGAGGCGUUGGAACAGUCGAACGGAGCCGAGACCGAAGAGGAUCCGCUCACAGAUAACAGCUCAUCGUCAAUGCUUGAGGUACACAGAAUAGCAGUUGUAACUGACAAGGUCCAGGUAGUCGAAGAGGUAACCAAUCUCGAGACUGUUAGUACUUUAGCUGUUAGUGCUUUAGCGGCUGAGGCUGAUCCAUUAGUUACUGCCAUCCUGAUGAAAAGCGACAAGGCAGCUGUCGCCAAUUAAUAUGAAGCAGGCCUAUUUUCAAUCGGAAAUAUGCAAAGGCAUGGGUGAUUUAGAUAAGACAAUCCUCUCUUUUAUUUGUAAAUAGGCGCGGCGUACUGAUUAAUAUAUACAUGUACAUGACGA
Messenger RNA from Spizellomyces punctatus DAOM BR117, 1444 nucleotides. RefSeq lists its product as uncharacterized. The transcript has 2 exons. The record is from RefSeq and is a predicted model, not a curated record. Lineage: Eukaryota; Fungi; Chytridiomycota; Chytridiomycetes; Spizellomycetales; Spizellomycetaceae. Gene Ontology annotation, molecular function: protein binding. The coding region runs from base 128 to 1321 and encodes 397 amino acids.